AUGAUUAAUAAACUGUUUUUACAACCUGUUGAGGAAUUGUAUCUCAACUGCAAUGAGAUUGGCGCGCAACAAGUGCCCUACAUCACCUUUACUUCAUCCCUCCAAUCAUCAUUCCUUUACGUUUCUCCCACACCAGUUUCUUUUCUUUUCUUUUCUUUUCUUCUUUCUACUCUUUCUCUUUCUUCGUCCACCCCCGCAAGUUUUACUUAUUUUUAUUUUCCUUCUUAUAUUGUGACCUUUUUCAUACUGUUUUACUUUUCUUUUUUCCUCCGUUCGUCUCUUUUGACGCAUUUUUCUAUUUCUCUUUUUCAUUGCAAUCUUUCAUUUUCUUUCUUUACUCUCGCUUUUCAUAUUUUUCCUUCUCUAGUUUUUACCCUUAUUUGCUUUCUUUUUUCAUUCCUUUUUAUCUCUAGGCUUUUACGUUUCCUUUUUCCCCAACCCUUUCUUUCUAUUCCUCUUUUCUCUAAUCUUACUUCUCUAGUUCACGGCGUUCUUUCAUUUUAA
This is a messenger RNA of Acanthosepion pharaonis, 504 nucleotides long. NCBI's taxonomy places the organism in Eukaryota, Metazoa, Mollusca, Cephalopoda, Sepiida, Sepiidae. The record is from the annotation of a GenBank genome assembly.